AUGUCAGAACCCCAGAACGGCCCCUCGCCUGACGCGGCGGAACAGAAGAAGCGUCGUGCCUGUGAUGAGUGCAGAACCCGCAAGCUUGCAUGCACCAAAGAGGCCGAUGGCUGCCGCCGCUGCAGGCGGGAGGGCAUUGCCUGUAUCUACUCGGCCCAGAAGCCCAUGGGCCGGCCACGAAAGCGGCCACGAGCCGAUGAGGAAGACGAGAAGGCAGCUACUGAUGCUGCUGUCCGAGCUAAUAGUGGCACUGUCAACGUGGUCCGCGACACACCUGACGGCGAUGUGGGCCUGUCGAUCCUGGCCGACCAAGUGUCGUCGCCGGGCUUCACGUUCUUUGAUUUUCUCGGCAUAGGCGACAACAACGCCCUUGAUCCCAAUCUCCUACAGCAGCAGCAGCUGCAGCAAGACCAACAGCAGCAAGACCAGCAGCAGCAUACCGCACACGAGGAUCCAGUCCCUACCAGCGUCCAUACACAACCUGUCACGUCGUUUCCCGCUGCAACUGCAGCCGUCUCCGGGCUUUCACCGCCAUCGACAGCACGGCACUCCCCAAUGCCCACUACCACACGCCGUUACGAAAGGCUUUUCCCGCGAAGCCUGUUCGGCAUCAACUUUUCCGAUAUUGACUUCAACACGGGCCCGACUGAUGCCAUGGCCGGCGGCGUGCCGACGCCUCCGACCCGAACAGACAGCAACGGCAACAGCAACAGCAACGGGGAAUCACCGAGCGGCGGGUCAGAUGUGCCGACACUCGCUUCGAACGGCAGCCAGUCAUCACAAGCGACCGAGACACCCGCAUCAAAUCAGCCACCACAACCUAUGGUGACUCCGGGGCUGACGCCUGGGUUGGCCGGGACCAGCCCACACGGUUGGCUGCCGCGCCAGGCCUCCUUGGGGAUUCUGCCGCCGUCGCCAAAAGCCAUUCCUCAGCAGCUGCCACCGCUGCCCACCACUGCCGAGGCUGCGCCAUCUGCAUACGAUGGCGAAAACAAUGGCCAAAAGAACAAUGGCGAGCUGCCGCCGUUCGAGCCGAAGCCAUACCCGUUACCAGAAGGCACGCCCACACUUGUCGGCGGCAUACCGACAGUCACGCCGGUCGAUGCCUACAGCAAGUCGUCGGCCGCGUGGCUGCUCACCGCACCCAACCGUGUCUGCGGCUGCCUUGCCCGGCUGUAUCUGGCACUCGAUUCUCUGCAGCACCUGCCCACCGAAGUCGGACCGGCCAUGACGGUUGCACGCAACGCCGCACAUACGGCGCACGACACGGUCCUAUGCCCAAGCUGCUCGCCACCGCAUCUCGACCUGUACGUCAAGCCGCCCGUACAGGCAUUCCAGAACCUGAUGAUUUUGGGUGCGCUGUUGCCCACCAUUGCGCACGCAUACCGGCGCAUUGUGACCAUGGUCGACGAGGAAACGCAGCGUGCGGCUGCAGCAAAACAGCGGCUACCGCUGUCGCUGACGGAAUAUGGCGGUGUGUGGGGCCACAUGGCCCGGUGGGACAAUGUGUGCGCACAAACGUCGUCGAUGGACAACUGCGUGGUGGAUCCACCCCUGUGGCGGCUGGUGGUGCGGGCGCUGCUCAAGAUGGACGUGUAUGGUAUCCAUCUCGACCGCGACGAUAUGGACGACAAGGAAGCAGCAGACAGCAUGGCGGCCGUAGCGCAGCAAGCCAUGGUGGCCACGGGCGUUGGCGGCCCCUCGCCGGCGUCGGACACGGACAUGGCUGGCGGCAACGGAAGUCCGGCUGCGAACUAUACGUCUCCACACCCGGAACGCAAGACCACCGGCGGGGCCAAGGCAAGCUUCUUCAUGGUGCCGGUCCACUUUGGCCUCAAGGACAUUGCUGAGAUGAUGGAAGAGCGAUCCAAGAUGCGGCACAAGUUCAUGGACGACGCAUACGACGCAGGUCUGAUCAAGACGCAUGACGAGGGCGGAGAAUGUGGCUACUAUCGGCUGCCGCCGGGCGAGAAGCCCAACUGCCAAAAGGUGAUUGAGAUGGCAAGGCAGGAGAUUGACAAGCUCGUGAUUGUGUAG
Molecule: messenger RNA, 2037 nt
Organism: Sporothrix brasiliensis 5110
Lineage: Eukaryota; Fungi; Ascomycota; Sordariomycetes; Ophiostomatales; Ophiostomataceae
Product: fungal transcriptional regulatory protein
Exons: 2
Coding region: 1-2037 (678 amino acids)
Biological process (GO): positive regulation of transcription by RNA polymerase II
Cellular component (GO): nucleus
Molecular function (GO): zinc ion binding; sequence-specific DNA binding; DNA-binding transcription factor activity, RNA polymerase II-specific
Source: RefSeq, a predicted model, not a curated record